AUGACGUACUUUUGUUUUUCGAUAAAAAAAUAUAAAGAGUUAGAAGAAAUAACGCAACGAGCGUGUCUUCAUCUUGGCGAUGGUACUAUUAUGUUAAAACCUGGUUUACGUUUAGAUUUCGAUCGUUUCAUGCGUGCCUUACAUGCCACAAACAAUCAAAAUUGUAAUCAGGAAACUACAGCUAAUUUAAAUGAUGCAUUUUUUUCUUUUUUUAAAAAAUUGAUAAAAUCGUUUCACUUCGGUGAAAAUGAUGACACAAAAAACAGUCAUUCUUUUCUUCUAGUUUUUAUUGAAAAUAUUUUCAGCAAUCUUUCAAAAAAUAACAAUAAUUAUCGUUAUAGCGAACAUGUGCAACUCUUUGCUCAAUCAUUGCACAUCUUCGAUGGACGAAACGCCUAUGAAUUCGUUCGACUCAAUCUACUCGGUGCCAUUCCUGAUUUAUCCACAUUGGAUGAUAGUCUUGGAAAGACGGGCACAUGCAUUGAAGAAGGUAUUUUUCGAUAUAAUAUACUGCAAAAUCAUCAGAAAUCAGUUGGCUAUGAUAUAGCCGUUUGUUCUGAAGAUGCAACUGCAGUCAUUAAAAGAGUAUCAUAUAAUUCUACAACUAAUACGUUCAGUGGAUUUCCGAUCUCAUUGAAACAUGGUAUUCCUUGUUCUCGUCAAUUUCAAACUGAUUCAUUUGAUGAAUUAAAAAGUUGCUUCGAAAAUAAAGAUAAAACGCAUUAUCUUAAUGUUCAUAUGGUGAAGCCACUCAUAGCCUCUAAUCCAUAUUCUUCAUCGCCGCUUCUACUAGCUGCUUAUGGAAUCAACAAUAAUUUUAAAGCCAUUGAUGUUCUCAAUCGAUGGAUAUGGAUGUUCAAAAAUGCUAGACAGUCCAAUGUUCGGAUAGUUGCCUUCGCAACUGAUUGUGAUCCUAGAUACUUGCUUGCGAUGCGUCUUGCUACAGGUUUUUUUUGGAAGAAUUAA
Molecule: messenger RNA, 966 nt
Organism: Rotaria socialis
Lineage: Eukaryota; Metazoa; Rotifera; Eurotatoria; Philodinida; Philodinidae
Source: the annotation of a GenBank genome assembly